Molecule: messenger RNA, 11026 nt
Organism: Pocillopora meandrina
Lineage: Eukaryota; Metazoa; Cnidaria; Anthozoa; Scleractinia; Pocilloporidae
Source: the annotation of a GenBank genome assembly
UUUUUGGCCAUUGAAAAUGUUUCAAGUAGAAUUUAUAAUUUUGAAAUAACAGACUCUGAUAAAAAAUGCCUGUUGAACGUGUGCCAGUUGUCCACAAAUUUGGGAUCAUCUCACACACUCAGCGUUUAGCUUUGGAGGAUAGACUUGCUAAGAAAUCACUGGCCACCGAACCACCACGCACUUUCUCUAGGACAAGGUGAAGAUCUUACUUAAUAUGUUUAGUUAAACUGUUUUUAAGAACAGACGGCAAAACUCAUUGUGACGAGUUUUGAAAAUACUUUUAAAAUUAUUAUUUACUAAUUAUAUAUGCCCCCUCACCUCACAUAUAGAAAUUGUGCUUGGGCAGCCUGAGGUGUUAUGGUAUUUUCCAUACAUGAAACCGACUAAUACAUAUACUUAACUUAAUUUAGUAACUAAAAAAAUUAUAUAUAUAGUCAUAUUUUUUUUAUUAACAGAAGGUUCCCUUAUGAAGUGACAGAAGAUUUUAUUGCCAAGGUAAGUGACUUUUCUUGCUCGUUUGAAGAACCUGAUAAAAAUUUAAUUGAAAGACAAUUAUUGAUAACCUUUGUUACGGGCAUCAGAGAUUAAACUUGAACUCUCAAUACCUCCCUGACGUAGGAGGUUACGGUACUCCAUCGAUAGUGAGACACAUAGCAAGUCUGCUGCUUGAUAACUGAAAGUGUUACUUAAAAGGUAGCAUGUCCUAUUAUUUUUCAGUUCAAUGACAGUAAUGAAGAAGACAGGAAAGAACUAGAAGGAUUUGCCCUCAAAAUGAUAUCACGAGCCAAAGUAGGUAUCAAGAUAAAAAGGAGACAAAUGAGUUCAAAAUGGAAUACUUUUUGAAAAUUAGUAAUAAUCAUGGAUUAGUAAAGUGCUUUCAAUGUAGCUUAGGAGUGGAUACUUUUGUCAUGGCAUAGCAAAAUCCACAGUAUACUUAAACCUACAAACAUGGAAUGGUGGCAUACUCAAUCACAGUUCUGAUUUGUAGAAACUCAUUUUGUUCAGUCGAUGGUUGUAAUUUAUCUGCACAUCUUCCCAUGGCAUUCAGACCAAAGCAUGAAGUUGAGGCAAGUGGUCAGCUAGUCCAAAAUAGCACCCAAGCCUUAAAAUUGCACAGCAUCAAGAAAGAAGCAACACAAAUAGUUUGUCUUACUAACACUGCACACAAUUUUACCAAGCAGAGUUUAUACAAAUUUUCCUUAAAAGAAAAAUGUCAGACUGAGUGUAUAAGGGAAUUAGCACUGCACAAAGAUUCAGCUGUAAGAGAGGGUACUUAAUGUUAUUUUAAUCAUAGUCUUUUGGUAGCAUAAUUAAAAUUGUUGAGUUAUUGAGGUGUGAUACAAUAGCUUUAAAUCAGAAAGGACCUAAUUUUCUUGAUAGACAUGGGUCAUUGAUGUACCUUUGACUGCUCUGUGUAAAUGAUAGAUAAAUAAACCACUGUUUCUUGUUGCACUUGUAGAGAAGAGCUGGUAUCAUGGCUGGGGGGAAAGGAGACCAUGUUGAUUUAGCUAAAUCAUGGACAGAAUUGGGACUAUUAGCACAAUGUUCAAACCAACAAGUACAAGAAGGUAAGAUAGGAUAUGCUUCAACAGCUGUUCACGCAUUUAUAUGCAGCACUGAUUCAUAUGUUGUUCACUUCUGAUUACAGAAUCUCUAGAAUUGCUGAUCACUUCUCUCGGUCAUGCUCCUCCAGCUGCAGAUCAGCUUCCUAGGUUUGUAACAGUUGUAGUGAUUGUAAGGUUCAAGUAUUGAUAUUUGCCUUCCAAAAACUAUGAUUAUGAAUUCUUUAUGUCUCUGAAAAACAUCACAAACAUAUACACUGUAUGAUAAAAUUGAACCAGGUCUGGAAAAUCCCCAUAGAAUCUAAUAAAUAAUCAGUUAUAUAUUCCAGUAUUUCAUCCAUUCCCAGUUAGUAUAGUGAAAUAGAAAUGUUGCUUUCUCACAAGUGAACAAAUCACAGCAUUUUGUGCCACAAGUUCUAACUCUUUUUUAAGAUUCCAAUAAAUUGAAAGUUAUGAUAUUCAUUAAGACAAUCACUGUUUUUGAUUAAUUCACAGCUUGGACACUAAAUUUAAUUUCAAGUAUUCCAGUGUUGUGAAUCAAACAAAAACCUGUGGUGUACACUCAAAAACAAUGUGCAUUUUUAUUUGCUUUUCUCUUUUCAGCUUGUUUUAUCUUGCAAAAAGUUGUCUUCAUUGGUUGAGAAAGUGUGGAAUAACUCAGUCAUGCUUGAGGACAGCUGAGUUAAAACUCAUCAGGGUGUGUAUUUAUGGUAGAUAUUUUGCUCUCUUGGCUGGCCCCUUCAAGCGGGUGUGCGACUGUACAUUAACUUGAAUUCCUCUUGUUUCAGAUGGGUCAUCUGGCUUUUUUGAGACUGUAUUAUCACAAUAUGACACAAGAACUCAAGGUACUUUUUAAGACUUUUAUCAUCAAGACAGUUGAAUCAGAUCUGGAAAAAUCUCUUCUAGGAUGGUUUGGAUAUUUGCAUAGUUUGAAUAUUAUUACUUUUAUUUAUUUUUCAUUUUUUUUGAGUCUUGUAUGUGAAUUAAUACCAAUACCAGAGCUCCAUUAUAUCAUAACUUUAAUUUAAAUAGUUAGGUUUAAAAAUUAAUUCAUGACUUGUGUGUUCCUCAAUAGGAAUAUCAGGAUGAAAAGCACUCCUUACUCCAAUAUCUCUCAGGUGAUGAAUUGCUUUAAGCCUAGUUUUAAGUAGAACUCUGUCUCCAGUCAGACCAGAUCAGCAUAUACAAACUCUUCAUUAACCACUUUUAUUUUCCUUCACCCUUUCACUCCCAAGCCCUCAUUAGUACUUCUUACUGUGUGCUGUGCAAUUCUUUUUAUAAUUAUAUUAGUUCAAUAAUCCUCCAACUGAUAUAUUAAUAUCUUGAUUUUCAUGACUUGCCUGCUUAAUAUUACAUUGAUAUUGUAAGGAGGAACUCUGUCCUGCUCACUUAAAGGAUUAAAUGAACCACUGUGACUUUACAGGGUUUCCAGAGGAACACGAGGAGGCUUACAAAUCAUUUCCAGGUGUUUUGCUUGCAGUCAGAUACAUAAAAGAAGUGGUGAGCAGUAGUUUCAGUAACAGUUAAGGGACACACAAACAUUGUACACUCUUGAAAAUCAUUGAAUGUGUGCCAGCUGGACUACUGAGUAAGAAAAGUAACAAAACAUAGUGAAGACAAACAUGGUGAAUUAAUUUGUAUAAUUUAGAAUUUGCUGUUCACAUAGGGUUAAAUUUUUCAAUUAAGAUUAUUUCUGCCAGAAGAAGUAACAUUGGUACCAAAAUCUAUCACUGGUUAAUCAGCAUAGAGAGUGCAUAUAUACACUUAGACAAGUGCACACACCUUCAGCAGUAUUUUUGUAAUUUUUGAAGUUAUAUUGAGCUCAAAAUUGUUCUGAACAUUGGAAACUUUCAGGCAUCUAUGGUCUUGUCACCCUCAUUACAUAAGUUGAUGAAAUCCUGCGCAAAACUGUUUAAAAUUUGAAUAUCAGAAGAUUUUUAGAGGGAAUGUCCACUAUGAUGAAAGAAAAAAUUAAAAAAAAUAAGCAAAACAGUUAUCUGGGCCUUUAUUUGUUUUCUUUUUUACAGUGAUAUUUCUCUUGCCUUUUUCAGGGCCAUCUUAUUUGCACUGGUUGUGAGGAUCCUAAUCAAAAGGAAUCUUUAGCUGUGGAGACUACAGCAGACACAGGAGCAACAACCAAAACAAAGACCACAAACCAGGGUGAACAAGGGGCAACAGCAGUACCUGUAGGGAAUGCCACUGAGGGAGGGAGAAUGGGGCUGCCUUUGUUACUGGAGGAAGAGGAAGAAGAACAGGGUAGUGGAGAUAUGGUAUGAGUCCAAAGUCCUAACUUCUUGGAUAUUUUAUAUACUUGUAAUGAUGUUGUGAUGGGUGUGUUAAAUUGAUUAUACUGUGUGUGUGUUUUGUUUUGUUUUUUUUCUUUUGCAGGAGUUCCAUGAGGCUGUGUCUAUCAGCCCCCCUCACAGCCCAGCAGCAGCUAGUACAAUUCAUGACUUGUCACCAACCCUCUGGCAUGCUCUGGAUAUAUGGAGGAGCAUCAUGCAUAGAGGUACUGGGUUGAGACAGGCUUUAGAGGGACUGAGCAUGUGUGGAACAGGCCUGAAUACAGAGUUAUGGUAUGUUAGGUGACCUCAUACAAUUAGAUUGAGGCAUAACUCCUGAUUUAAAAAUAUUUGUCAAAAUAGUUAAGAACACAAUAGUGUUUAUUAUCUUUGAUGAUUUCUUCCUUAUCUUAAGAGAUAUAAAUGCAGUUCUUGUCAUGGAUUGCCUUAUUUUUGAUUUUGUUACAUUGCGCCUAUUUUUCUGUGUUAUAAAUGUUGCCCUAUAGAGGGUUAAUUUGUUUUGAAUUUUCCUGGUUUGGCAACCAAACCAGGACGAAAAGGUUUUUCUACUUGAUAACAUAAAUUUUGCAGUGUAUGAGGCAGUUAGCCAUAAUCCUAUCAUUUCUCUGUGUACACAUUUAUGUUGUACUCGCCUCUUACUAAGUUCUCUCUUGUAUCACUGUAGGAUGGACGUCUGCUGCGCUUUUGAAGUACUCACGGAAGUGUCUAAACGUGAUAUUACUGUUCUGCGCACUUUUCAAGCCUUAGCCGCUGGUAUGUUUACCAAACCGGCAGAGAUAUCAGACGCGCAUGGGAGUCACAUUCACGUUUGCAACAACUGUUUGUCGACAUUAACUGGACACCAGUCCUUAUCAGGCCCAGAUCUACAUGACGAUGGUUUCAAGUUAAAUCAUGAAAAAACUCGAUCAACUUCAGGCUUCUUAUCUGUUAGAAAGACUCCAAGUUUUGUGAAAGGAUUGCGUGACUUUGCUAACCUUGGCCUCGAAAAUGACAAAGCCAGGCAGCCAGAGGAUGAAGCAGAGAGCAUUAAGUCACGCGAUACUUUAAGUGACACAUCUGAGGCAAGUUUCGCUGAUGUAAGUAGUGAGGAAAGUGAAAACCAUGAAAGAUCUGGAUUUGUUCGUGGCAGUUCGACGAGCGACUUGCCGAAAACCUACAAGAAAACAAGGAGAACAAUUGCCGGUAAAGAUGAAAGCAACUCUGAAUCUGAGGAAGAGAUUGAAAAACCACUAAAAUCACAAAUAAAGAAAUCAAACCAAACAAAAAUUCUGGAAAAGAAAACUGAUGGAUCCACACGAGCACAUGGUGGAAUAGCGGUGCGAUUUAAUGUCAAGCAAACAGAGUUUUCAUAUCCUGGGGGUGGAGUCCCUGCGGCACGAAUGGAGAGAUCAGUUACUAAGGAUAGUCUGUUUAGUGUCCCUGAGACACAGGGUAGCUCUGUUACUCUUCAGUUAGAAGACGAAGGUGAGCGAACUAAACGGCCUACAUUAUCAGAAGUAAGAAAGUCAGGUUUCGUGGCGAUGUUUGGAAAGGAAAUAUACACCCCCAUUGUGGCACGUAUAGUUUACAUUAAACCUCUGGCAUGUUUCUGAGAUGUUUCAGUUUUUUUUAAUUGCUUCUUACAAAUAGCUGUUGAUCAUUGUUCACAGAUGACACCAGUAGCGUCAAGACAGGCACGUCACAAUUCUCAAAUCCACCUGGCUUGACGGGGUGGCGCUGGGAACUGGCAUAUCUCUACACAGACUGUAUGACGUCAGUUUGUCUGAAUGGUCAGAGCUCCACCAUCCAGAAAACCGCCCUGCUUGGGAGUGAGGCUAACCGGAAAGUUACCUUAUAUGGUAAAAGAAACAACAUGGUCCGUGAAGGCUUGGGACUCCUAGAUCUGCUUAAAUUGAAUUUUUCUGCGAAUCAAGGUUAGAACUUACUCUUACUCGUUCAUACUUUUCGUUUCUCUGUAUUCCGCGUUUAUUUUUGCUUUUUUCCUCAGCAAUGCAAAGCUCUAAUUAAUUGUCUCUUCACAGGUCCCCAGGCUACUCAUAAAGAUUGGAGUUGGAGAGUCAGGUUUGCAGCCGUGCAGGGCCUGGUGCGUGUUUGCCGUCAGUGUAGUGAUGAUGCAACAAAAGACGGAAUACGAGGAGUGGCCUGGAAUCAACUUAUGAAGCAUCAUUCCCAAGAGAGAGAUGUACGUGUUUUGGAGGCCUGGAAAUUAGCUCAGGUGAGUUGAAUAAGUGUUGAAUGGAGAGGAAUAAAUCUGUUUGGUAAUCACUAGAAAUGUUUUACGGGUUACAUUUUGACUUAAGACAUGUUCUUUAAAGCGUUUUCUCUGAAUGAAAUUGAAAUAAGAAUGAGUAUUCUGAACGUUUUCACUGCAGCCUGACAUGACAAUUGGGUGUUGGAUUAAAUUUGCCCAACACGAUUUCAACAGAACCAAUCACAAGGAGGUCUAUUCGCUGAACUGUAAAACACUUUGAACAUCCGAUGUCUUCCAGUUAAAUUCUGUAGAAAUUUGUUUCUUUUUUUCAAUGUGGGAAGGAGAGGGGAGGGAAGGGAAGUUGAGACUGAGAAUGCCAUCUGAAUUCUGAGUUUGUCAGUUUAAUGCUUACGUUCCAUUGGUUCGUUGCAGAUUGAAUCAUGUCUUGACAACAAGAUCCCCUCACUCGAUGUCAUCAACUCUUCGUUUCCUGUCUGGGCUGCGGGCGGCUUGUCGGCCGUUUUACUUCCUUCGCUUCCGCCAGUCGUACCACCCAGCUCUCGCUCCAGGUCCCGAGUACGCACAACUCAGUCAAGACAAGCAGCGCCUGUAGUCAAGAGAGGUCCCAAGCGUCCUUCGUUAAGGUAUAGUGCUUUUUUAACAUGUCCGAUGAAUUUUUGUCUUGGAUAUUUUUUUUACAUGUAUAGUUAAAGUUACGACUCGGUACACGUUUUACCUCGUAUAUUGCGUAUGUGGUAAUCUCGAGGACUUUCUGCUUAAUUCUUACUUAUUCGUCUUUGAAUUAAACCAUUAUUCUCAAUUUUGCCGACUGAUAGUCGUCGCUGUAUCUUUUACUUGAUUCUCCUGGUUCUGUGAAUUUGUUAUUGCCUCCCAAUAAACUGUUCAGCCGUGAACUUAUUUAAUCGUAUGUUUUUCCAGGCAAGAGAUUCUCUUGGCUACAGCAGCACGUGAGCCUCAACCCGACUAUGACAGCCGCAUGAACCACCACUUAAUGCUGGUCAUAGAGGACCAGUGGAGGAAACAGCUUCAUGAAGAACAGAAGGAAGAGGAAGAACAAAGGAAGAUCGAUGAAGCAGCCAAAGUUGAAGUCAUAGUGACGAAGGACAGAAGACGGACUAUCCAGGGGAGGGGUUCGGGUGAUAAUAAAGGGAAGGAGAUGGGACGGAGAAGACUUGAGGAGAGGUCUGGUCAGCAGGUUAUUGAAGAUGACAUGAAAGAAGUGUAAGCAUAGAACGGAAGGUGACUUUGGAUGGGUAACUACUGGAACAGACAAAAUAAUAGACUUCAAAAUGAAAGCGAAACAGAGAAUAGAUAAACUAAGAUGAAAGUCAUACGAAUAAAACCUGAGAAUGUCUGAGGAGCCGAAGAGAACCCUGUGUAGAUAUGACAUGAAGUAUAGCGCGUGGCUUUUUGACCCAUAUCGAUCAAAUUGCAAGCUCUUAAUUAUAUAUCUAAUAUUUUUGUCUUAGACUAUUGUGCUGUUUUGAAGCAUCUGUUUGUUAAGAGUACCACGUUUUCGUUGCCAGAUAGACCAAAUAAAGUCAGUCACCUGACAGAUAAAUACUCCAUGAACAGUGUUAUAAUUCAUUGAAGUCACAAGUAGGCGGAAGGAAGGCUCCAUCAGACAUUCCCGCCGUUUUUAUCAAGCAAGUAUUUUUCCUCUGAAGCCAGAUUUAUCGGUGAUUUCUCAAUGACAGUCGGAAAGAAACCAUAGGGAAAUUUAAAGAGUGUGCUGAUGUGGUUGAUGCCUUGAUUCUACCCUAACGACCCUAUCACCUGGUUUGCGUUAUCUCACGAAAAUAAUACCUGCGCGUGCGUCUAUCUCACUCAUCCUUUCCUUUAUCUACUACUUUAAUCGUGGUAUGAAGUUAUAAACCAAUUUUUUUCCCAUAAAAGACUGUUUACUUUAGUGGAAAAUUAAUGUUCUGGGAUUAGGAAAUCAAUCUUUUUGGCAAAAUUAUUUCUUUGAAGAAGCAAUUAACACUCAAAUGAGGGGGUGAAAGGGGUUUAAGCGUGAUGCAGAAUUAGUGUUUUUAAUUUUCGUGACCAGUGAGAAUACGAAGUUAAAUCCCCGUAAACUGUAAUUUUUUUUCUUUUUGUGAUACGUGAACCGUAAAGUACUUUAUCCAAUUAUUCGUGAUAUGUUAUUUCUAAUUUCUGAUGUGCGUGUAUCGUGCGUAGGACCCUUCCCCCCCCAUUAUCCCAUCUUAAAUAACAGUGACAUUCGAUUGAGGCGUCGAGAUCAAACGGGUAAGUCAAAAUUUUUUAUUGGGUAAUCAACGAUAAGAGAACUGGAACCUCCAUUUAUGAUGAUGUUCUUAAUUGUCGUGUAGGAGUUAAGUAAAUAAACUUUUAUCACUUUGAAUAAUUUUAAAUUAUUAAAAGAUGCGUUCUUUUAUCUAAGUUCUUCUCAUAUUGUUCCAACGCUGGCGUGAAAUCCUUUUGAAAACAGAAGUGCUAAGUGUAAAUCCAUUAUAAAUAGUGCACUUUAUUGUGUCUCAGUACAUCUGCCAUUUCAUUGGAUUGUACGGUCGAUUUGUUUUCAAUAGUCUCUCAUAGAGACGCCUUUGUGUUUCAUUUUCAUUUCGAGUUGUCAAAUUUAGUCGCUGUCAUGCAAGUAAUAGAUCAGUGAGACACUAACAACUAAACGGCAAGUUGUGCUCUGAAACCUCCGCUUUUAAGAAAGAAGUUGUGGUGCUGUGAGGAAAUGUUUAUUACGGUCCGUUAUGGUGGUAAGUUGUCCGAGUCAUGUAUCUAUUAUGAGUUUUCCUUUAGUACCGAUUAUUUUGCUUUGAACACAAUAGCCCACGAAAUAAAACCGAUUUACAUCUCUUGCAGACGGCGAAGAAUCUAUCUUUAAUCCAAACUGUCGGACAAACAUUCUAUUAGAGGAUAUCAAACGACGCUGCAACUGCACAAAAGAUGGUAAGAUCCCUAAGAAUUUUCAUCAAGUAGCUUGUGAAUGCCUAAAUUACCGCGCUAACCCGAUAUUAAGUUGAUUGCUUUCUUUUAGCCACGGUAGAUUUGAGUGAUGAAUCGGGAAAUCUCAAGUAUUUAGCUAAUCACCCCAUGAGUUAUGCUACAGAGAUACUAAAAGAACGAGAAUCACUGGUGUUGAUAAGAGUAGAAAGUAAGUUACUACAUCUCGCUUUGUUUACUUUUCACCAAGAGUUUUUAUAGCUCAACUUGUUUUCGUUAUCUGUAAUUUAUAUCUAACUUAUGCUUUGUUGAUAAAUACUCAGUCUAUUUGUUGAGUCAAUAAUUACUUUCCUUCAUUCGUUAUUUUCCUUCUCGGAUGCUAUCAUUUUUCCUGGUUGCUUUAUCGUUAACUUUUACGAGCAACUGCCAGAAGCACUUCGAGAAAUUUCUCUAACUUGAAUAAACUUUAUGAAUAAGUAAUGUGUUCACUGACUGAGGACCACAACAGUGAACCCAAACAAUAGACCUGUGCUAUUCUUAAGUCAGUCGACAUUUCUCCAUAUCAUCGUUUUAAACAUUAAAAAGUUAUAAACUUUCUUGUGCAGCUGUCCAUGCUGUGACCGUUUUGUGAACGAAAUUUUGUGAUGAGUCAAUGCCAAAUUGACAAGUUGAUCGGUGGCAGCUUGCAAUUAACAGUGAUACGAAAAAACAACAGGGAUUCUUAGAAGAACUCAAUUACGACUGACGUGGUUAGCUGUGCUACCUCACCCUCACUCUCUCAGAACUUAGAAGUGAUCGUGAAAUGAUCCUUAAGUAUUUUUCAUCCACCAAUUUUUUUUAGAAAAAAGUGAAGCCGAAGGUGAUAGUUAUACGCCGAUGCUGAAUGACAUGAUUAUUGUAACUCCACAAUUUUUAGGUACGUAAGAACGAUAUUUAAUUAAUACUUACCUGGUUCAAAUCUAAAUUUCACGCAAAUGAGUCGACCUCGAACCGACCUUGAGCCAAAAUCUCUGUUAGCAUCCAAUGAUCGAGAUUCGAGUGGUGCCUGCAUGAAACUUUAUUUGGGUUUGUGGAAUAAAAACAAGAACGGUAAAGGAGGAUCGAACACGGAAGGGAAAUAAGAGAACUAACACAAGUUUAAUUAACUUUCUCCUUUACAGAGCGUCUUUCGAGAUGCGAGAGUGACAGUCUUAACGCCAAGAAUUCUCAGGCCAAACCAGUUCGAAUUAACAGUCCCUUAACUAAAAGACAAACCGGACUUCAAGGAAAAACCAAAACUUCAUUAACAUCAACAUCAGGCAGGAGUAAAAUAACAUCCAGAGAAAAAACCUCGGCACAGAAGCGAAGCAGUAAAGACAUGAGAUAGGGACGUAGAAAAUGAAAUAGCUACUGAUAUAAAAAUUUAAUGAAAACUCAGGACAACUAUCAAAACGUAAAGGCAAUCAAGUUUUAUUAACAGUACUUGCAAGACAAUUAUUCCAGCUAAAAAAGAUGCACAUUCGCAUUGAUCGUCACACGAGAGGCGUUUCUUCACGAGGGGGAAAGGACUGGUGCAACAAUUUUCUCUUGAAGUUAACGACUUCGGCCUUGAAAUUCGCCCUCUGUUCGCAUGGGCUAGCACUAAUAUUUUUUUGCCAAACCCCUGACACGUUCUUAAUUUGAGUAAACAAGAUAAAAUUAAAAACUAGAUUACUUAAUAAAUAAAUUACUCGGGUCUUCUUGUAAAAUCCCUUCAUUUUAUUUUUGUGACAUAAAAUUGCUCUACGAGAAAAAUGGCGCUUCAAAUUCCCAUACAGGAACUGUCUGUCAACUUUUUGAAAAAACCAUCUCGAGUCCAAAGAGUUAUGCGAAUAGGGGAAAUUUUAUCGAGCCUCAGAAAAAACGGCAUAGCUUGUGGCUGGUUAGCCUGUGCUAAGUUUCCGUAACAGUACUCUUUCAAUUAGAAUAAAUAAAUAAUUGUUAAAUAUUGCGAUAAUUCUUAUGAAUCAUAUCCAUCAAAAUUAUUUAUUGACUGUGAUUUUCCUUCCGAA